CUUACGGAGCAUCCGUUUUGAACAUUAACCACGUUUCCUUCUCUCUUCUUCUUUUUCUUUAUAAAAAAUACGCCAUCGUCCACACCGUCCAUUUAGCGAGAGUGUGUCUGGUGUGCGAGUGUGUGUGUGUGUGUGUGUUCAUCGCACAGUGGCGUGCCGUGGCUUCCAGUAGCGCCCACACGGCAACGUCUUCCGCCACAGCUGCUCAUCGUACAAUAUUACACGACAGCCACUCCUAUUAUAUUCCCUCCGUCAUCCGUAAUUCGAUUUGAAAGCCACCAGCGUCGUGCCCCAUCAGGACUUCCCUUUUACCGUUCAAGAGCAAGACGGGACUUUAUAUUUUUCUUCUUUUUUUUUUUUGAAAGCCACCACACUGCCAACAACAUGUCAGCAGGGAGCAAUUCCAAUUUCCUUUGGAUACUCAAAUCGUCGCUCUUUUUCAGUACGUCCAAGAAACUUUUUGCCAGUUUCGCUGGGCACAUCACCAGCAGCGCAUCGCACCAAUCACUUUCGGGCAAACCGAAUCGAUGUGAAUACGAGCAACUAUCGGCCGUUGAAGGCAACAACAACCGGACGGACAGGCAUAAGAAAAAUGGCAAAAAUAAAAACGAACGUCACCGUCGUUUCGGAUCUAUUGACAACGAAGGCAACGAAGACGACGACGACAGCAGUUCCAGCAGCCAAGAGGAUGAGGAUUCCGAUGAAGACGACGAUGAGGAAAUCGACAGGUUAACGUGCUGGGUCUGCGAGCGGGCAUUUAGUUCGACGCGCAUCCUGGAACGGCACAAAAUACGAGAACGUCAUUUCGGAUGCGGAACGUGCGACGCCAUAUUCCCGACACUCAUGGCUCUGGAAGCCCAUCAGGAGGAGGCGGAUCACUGGUCGAGCGACGAAGAAGACGACGACGAUGAGGACGACAAGGACAUGGACGGCCACAACUCGUCGGAGGACUCGCAGCUCGACACCGAAGACGAGAUGGAACUCGAUGGCAAAGAUCACCAACUCAAGAAGGAACGGCUUUUCCUCAUCUAAUCGACGACAUCACCAUGACGACCGGAGUCGAACCAUUCCUUUAGUGUUCCAUCAGCACACGAGAGCAGCGGCAACAGCUUUGAAUUAUUUAUAAUAUAUCGAAUGUACAAUAUUCCAUAUCUACUGGUCCACACCCGAAACCAAGCUAUGGCCCCACAAUCCCCUUCGCUUUGCAUUUUCAUCUCAAUGUCUGUAAUUCCAUUCUUCGCCCCCCACCCCCCAACUCUUCAACCAGUCACUCUACCCCUUCCUCGAGCGUGUGCGUGUCCGUAUCGCACGAAUGUCAUAAACAUUUCUUACAUUUUAUUUUAUUUUUUUUUUUUUUUGGCGACGUACUCACCAACACGCAGGCCGAUUUGUUUAAAAAAUGUUCCUCACCACACACACGAAAAAAGAUAAAACAAGAAAGGGCACACAAUAAAGAAAAAAAAAAGGGGGGGGGGGGGGGGGGAGCGGAAUGAUGGAAGUAGAGGCAUCGUGUUUGAUCAAGAGCCC
This is a messenger RNA of Daphnia carinata, 1527 nucleotides long. Its product is annotated as nucleolin-like. The transcript is spliced from 6 exons. Bases 385 to 1032 code for a protein of 215 amino acids. The record is from RefSeq and is a predicted model, not a curated record. Lineage: Eukaryota; Metazoa; Arthropoda; Branchiopoda; Diplostraca; Daphniidae.